This is a messenger RNA of Chelmon rostratus (copperband butterflyfish), 2497 nucleotides long. Its product is annotated as osteoclast stimulatory transmembrane protein. Gene Ontology annotation, cellular component: membrane. The record is from RefSeq and is a predicted model, not a curated record. Lineage: Eukaryota; Metazoa; Chordata; Actinopteri; Chaetodontiformes; Chaetodontidae. The coding region runs from base 59 to 1456 and encodes 465 amino acids. The transcript has 3 exons.
UUAACUUUUAACACUUCCCACUGCUGUUUUUCCUUAAGCUUGUAUUUUCAUAGACAGAAUGACGUUCAUCACAGAGAACCUCAUUACAACUCUCAGGGACAGGGCGGGAUCUUGCAGACAGACUCUAAAAUCUGUCCUGCUUCAUCUGUGGGGUGUUUAUUCUGCACCUACACCUGCUGGCAGAGACAUCCUGACUCUACUGUCUCUCUGUUUCACCCUCGCCUUCAUCACCGGCGGCCUGCUUCAUCACUGGUUGUCGAAGACUCUGAAAUACAACCAUGUAGCGUCCAUUCAGACGGCCUGCAUCUACAGUGUGGCCAUGUUUCUAGUCUCGUUCCUGUGUCACCCUCUGCGCUGUGUGCUGACCAUGAUCCUGCCCACUGUCUGCACCAAACAGGGACGCAAACUCCUCAUCUCGGCCUCUGUCAUGAUCCUAGUUUUGAACGUCGUCCCUAACAUCACAGUGAACGUCGGGGCGGUGGCACAGAUCCUGAAGUGCACCGCUGAGGGUUUUACGAGGACUCUGUUAAACUCCUCUGAACCUCUGAAUAAAGCCAAGCGAGACCUCGUGGAGGAAACCAUCAAAGUGAAGAUGGAAGACUUGAGCUUUGUCACCAACUUGAGGAAGUUGGAUCAUUUCACACAUGUUGAUGUGUCAGAAGUUAAAACCAGGUUUACUAAGAUGAUUGGGCAGAUCGAGGUCAACUUCUCACAUGCCAGGAACCUGCUAAAAGAUUACAAACUGCUGUCAAACAGGAUCCUUGCUGCCAUUUUUGUUGCUUUACUAAUCUUUGAAUCUGCACGAUACUUGAAAUCUUACCUGACAUCAGUUCAGUUUGAUAACGGCUACGUGCCCAAAGAGCUCCUGCAAAAAGUGACUCGUGCUGGGAACAAAAAGAGGAAAACGUAUCCAACAAGCUGCAUAAUAACAAGUCAGGAAUGUACCUCCUGUUUCAUAGCACUGGUGGUGGUAACAUUAUAUUUCAUCGCAAUAGCAUUAAUAGUAGCUUUGGAUCAUGUUGUGUAUCAUGUAGUUCAGGUGAUUGUGCCGUGGUUGAUGGAUUUUCCACUGACAUCUGCCAGCAUAAGUGUCAAUUACAAGGUUCAGUGGUUCUCACCUGCUCUUUGUAUCAUCCCGCAAUCCUGUGUCACACGAGAGCUCACAAACUUCCACAGGGAUUACAAGUGGAGCUUCGACCCCGAGCCGUCGCUCUGUGACGCGACAACGUCGGCUCCGAACCAAGGGGUCACCCUCCUGCUGGGAUGUCUGUGGCUGAUGAGCUACUCGCUGGUGUUCCUCGAGGUUUACGCCAGGCGGCUGCGCAGGAAAAUCUCUGCAUCCUUUUUCAGAAAGCAGGAGGAGCAAAGAAUGGCUUACCUGAUGAAGAAAAUGCAAGUGAAGAUGGGUAAAAAAGAGCAAAAAGAGACUAUUUCUGUUGAGGUUGGCCACGGGUGAAUGUUCACUGUACAGUGCAGUGCUUGCUAGUCUCCAUAGGAUGAAGCCUGCUUACUUUUCCUCAAGCAUCACAUUUCUGUCUUUAGUGAAAGGUCGUCAAAUAUCGGCCCUGCUUUGUCACACUCCUCAGCGUCUCAUACCAGGUACCCUUUAGCGUCUAUGUCUGAAGAACAAAGCCUUCCUGCAGGACAGCUUUUCUAACACGUGGUUAAAGUUGUGAAACCGUUGCAGCUGUGAAACACCCACAGUUUUGCUUUAGUUUACAAAAACUACUUAACAGGUAUAAGAACAGAUCAGUUUAUGAAAAGCCCUUUAACAUAUGGUUAAUAUUGUGAAAUGGUCAGUUUGGUUAGAUUAACCAAGGCUACUUGGUCAGGUUCAGGAAAAGACUGUAGACAUCCCCUCUAAGGGGAUGUCUGAUAAUUCAGUGGAUGGGUUUGCAUUGGAAUAUUUGAAAGCUGGUGCAUCUCAUUUAGACGCUAAAGGGUACAUUGUGCGCCUGUAUGAGACACUGAUGUGUCGGUUUUGACAACCUGAGAAUGAAAAUGACUUCACUGUUGAAUGGAUUGCCAUGAAAUGUGGUGCAAACAUUCAAGGUGCAACUUUUAAUUGUCCAGUGAGAUCUCAACAUCUAAACACUUUGAUGAUCCUUUGACUUUUUCUCCGGCACAGAGGUCGACAUUAGUGGUUGUAUCUUUCAGGAAGUAAUGGAUGAGUUGCUGUCAAAUUUGGUGCAUGUUCCCCUCAGGAUAAAUUGUGAUGCCUUUAGUGAUAUCCAGCUCCAUCAGGUCAAAAUGAUUGUCCGAUACUUGCAAAACGAUUGACACUAAUCAGCAAACCCAAGUUAACAUCCAAAACUAAGAUGAUGAGCACAUUCACGAAUCUGAACAUGCAGAUGUUAGCAUUUAGCUCAAAGCGGUGAUGUGCCAAAUUGCACCCUCACAGAGCUGCCAGCAUGGCUGUAAACUCUUGUUUCUCUCAGGUUUUUGUCUGUCAGGGUUCUUAUGCUGAGUUUCUUUUUUUUUUUAGCAAAAUAUAAAG